GGGAGGGAGAGCGACGCCACAGCCUCACAUCGCACCGCUCCGGGAGAGCCAUCCAUGGCGACGGCGGCCGGCGGCGGCAGCGCGACGAUGACGAGGGAGCAGCUGCUGCACCUCUUCGCCCGCUUCUCCUUCCUCACCUCGCUCCCAGAGGUCAAGGCGCGGAUCGCCGACGCCGUCAGGGACAAGCAGGAGGCUGUAGCAGUGACCACCGAGAUACAGGAGGAGAUCCUUCGCGAGAUGGGAAUCGAUCCAAGCUUUGGAAUUGGCUGCCUUGGAAAGGUGAACAUUAUGUAUGAGGAUGACAUGGAAUUGAUGGUAAAGUUCUAUCAGUUUGUUGCCAAAGAAGAGAUGGCUAUUGAUGAAGCUGAGCUUGACCCUAGAGAAUUUACUGAAAAAUUGCAUGCUCAGCAGAAAUUACAGGAACAGCAACUGAAGAUGUUGAUUCAAAUGAGAAAAUAUAAGCCGGAGAGUCAAUCCGUCAUACUCGAAACGUUGCACAAGCAGUUGGAGGGUGCUAAUUUCGAUGCCGAUGCAUCGAUCUUGACUCCGGAGCGGAUUCAAGAUAUUGUCGAGAACUAGAUCAAAAUCUAUACCAACAGCUACUGGGUUAUGUUUUGUUUGAAAUCUGAUUGCUGUAAAUUUCUUCUGCUCAUGGGAAACACAAUUAUGGUAGCAUUAUUACUGUUAUUCAGCUUUCACCAUGCUUUCAUUUGGGAUAUGGCAUACUAAGUGCUAACUUCGUCCGCAUAUAACUGUGUUUCUUUGUUACUGUUUAUUCAUAAUUCAAGAAUCCCUUCCCCCCACCAAAAAAAUAGAAGAAAAGAUCAGCC
Molecule: messenger RNA, 830 nt
Organism: Oryza brachyantha (malo sina)
Lineage: Eukaryota; Viridiplantae; Streptophyta; Magnoliopsida; Poales; Poaceae
Exons: 7
Coding region: 55-579 (174 amino acids)
Source: RefSeq, a predicted model, not a curated record